Messenger RNA from Ilyonectria robusta, 627 nucleotides. RefSeq lists its product as uncharacterized. The annotation marks the transcript as partial. Lineage: Eukaryota; Fungi; Ascomycota; Sordariomycetes; Hypocreales; Nectriaceae. The transcript has a single exon. The record is from RefSeq and is a predicted model, not a curated record.
UUUCAUCGCUUCUCAGAGCUUCCUUUGGAGCUCAGGGAGGAAAUCUGGAAACUCACAAUUCGUCCCAACCGCCCGGGAGUUCAUGCCUUCAGCAUCUACAGCAGUAAGGAAGAUGAAGAUGCCAUCGACGAAAUGAACGAUGCCAGAAUACCCGCUGCAUAUUACCCCGAUCUUCGCCUGGCAGCUCCGCAGCUGGCGCUCCGGUCUAUCGACAAUCCUUCAAGCAAACGCAAAGACACAACGGCCUCGUGGACCGUAAACAACCCAUCAACAUACCUUAUCGACGGAGGCCUCUGGACGGCUUGUAAAGAAUCGCGGUUAAUUAUGGAACGCCACUUCUGUACUCAGGAAUGGAAUGCGAUUCGAAAUCAUUCCUUUCAGAGCUUUAGAGAUGCCCAACGUCAGGAGUCCGUACCGGCAAUGGGAUGUUUCAACGAGAAGGAUGCUGGCGACCACUACUUUACAGUUUUCCCAAAUCAAGACCUCUUUUUUCUCCAACCAUACAACCUCAACACUCUUGACUGGGGAAGAGUGUCUCACGACAUAUCCAUUGCUUCAAUGUGGAAUGGUUUCGGGGGCCUGAAGCAUGUCGCCCUGGAAUUUAACCCAAGCUGGGCUCUGGAACUC